Centropristis striata (black sea bass) is the source of this 2085-nucleotide messenger RNA. RefSeq lists its product as uncharacterized. Gene Ontology annotation, molecular function: sequence-specific DNA binding. The record is from RefSeq and is a predicted model, not a curated record. Bases 534 to 1247 code for a protein of 237 amino acids. Lineage: Eukaryota; Metazoa; Chordata; Actinopteri; Perciformes; Serranidae. The transcript is spliced from 5 exons.
GUACACCGCUUUGCCUUCCUGUCAGACAGCCCUUUCCUUUGGCACUACAUUUGUCACAUUCAUGCGUAGGAAUACGGAAGGUCUAUGGUUGAGUGGAAUUCAACUGUGCCACGCACUGUAUCACGCCGCAUGUUUGGGUGCUGUUGCAGGAUCGGACAGAGACCCAACUAGACUUUUCUGAGGACUUGGAGGAUGGUGCGUCCCUGUGUUUUUCCGGGCUGUACAAACAAAGAAGCGCCCUGGUCUCCGUACAGAUUUCACCGUGUCCCGUUCACUGAUGUCGGGCUGCAGUGGCUGCUUGUGCUGAACAUAGACCUCAACACGCCACCCGCAAGAGUGAGGCAACUCCGCGUUUGCAGUGUGCAUUUCUCCGAGGAGGAUUAUUUAAAACCACAGCCAAAUAAGUUAGACAGACACUUGCUGAAGAGCACCGCUGUACCCAGCCACCAGAACCUACGUGAGCUGCACCAGGAGUAGUAGUUCGAGCAGAGCUGACGAAGUAUCAGGUUGUAGGAAGAUAUUUGUGAACAAUCAUGGUUAUAACGUGCAUCGUAAAGGGUUGCGAUAACAAGCAGAAGGUAUAUAGUGCCGUCAUGUUUCACAGAAUUCCAACUCACCACAAACGGCGGAAAGCUUGGUUAGCUGCUUUGGACAUGGAUCCAACAACAUCGGUGGAUAUUCUGAAGAACUGGCGUGUUUGCUCCGAGCAUUUCACACAGAAGGACUAUACAUCCACAGGAUUACGCCUAAAGGAUGCGGCCACACCGACAAUACUCAAAUCAGGAACACAGCAAAGUGGAUCACCCAACACUCUGCAUGACACUGGGGAAGAAAUGGACGGAUCACCAGAUGAGGUCAAAGGCCCAGGCAAUCAAGCAAAUGUAUCUGAGACUUGCGCUACAACCACAGAGAAACCGACUCUGCAGCACAUUGUGGACGAGGAGGCCAUCAUGCAGCUGAUGAAGAACUGCCCAAUGUGUGACAGAAAGUGCCGCUGUAACAAACGCACUCAGGGCCCGUACUUCAUAGUCUACCAGAGCUGUUACUUCUGCAAUUAUCAACGCAAGUGGGCCAACCAGCCUGAAGCCAGAAAUAUGAACAUUUACAAUUCAAACAAGCCAAAGCCGAAGAAACCAAAGCCGAAGGACAAGGUGUCUGGGAAUGCCAAGGCUCAGUCGUCACAGACUAAUAAAACAAGCAUUUCUGAAUCCUCAGUCUCAGACUCCCACGACCCAUCAGAGACCUGAGGAGCCCAAUGCUGACCAAUGACUUGAAUGAGUCCAACAUUGGGCAUGAACCCAGUUCUACUUGUAGUGGAAGCUUGCCAUUGCAUUGUGAAAAAACAUAACCCAAAACAUUUUGAACUCUUUUAACAGACAAAUAACAAAGUCCCACGUAGUAAAUAUACAAAUCUUCACUUACGGGCUGCAGUUCUCCGGGGGGCCUCCUGCAACCUCCGUCCCGGUGUGGUUUGUGUGUCACGUUGUGACCGAUGCUGGGUCUUCGUUCUAGCUGGGGACGGCCUGGGAGCUUCAGAGACAUCUCUUAGUAUGGCCUCUCUGUACUGUCUCUCCUACACACAGACACACAUGCACGUUAGUAAACUGGGACAAACUGCCCAACAGUCACAAACAAAUUUUACAUUUUUCACCAUAUCCCUCCAAGUAAAAGGCUUUUUUGUUAAGGUUAAUAUCCUUAUAAUGUUGCUUGUAUAAUAACCAUCUAAAAAAAAUUAUUUUCCCCUUUGCCAUUUUGUGCCAAGUGUUGGAGGUAAAUUGGUGUUUACAGAUGAAAAGUCCUCCUUCACUUUCCACUGGAGUGGAAGUGGGUUGCAAUUCGAUUUGUACUUUCAUGGUGAAAGUUGUGGUGGAAGUUACUGAGAAAAUAUUAAAUGGAUCUGCAAGUCUUCACCAUGUUAAGACUCAUUCUGCACUUUCUGUAAAUACAUUAGAAAACUUCUAUCUUCAAUCUGUCUGAGCAACUCUGCUUUCACAAAUUGAUUGUAUUCGUGAAACUGUACCAAGCAACCAAACCCAGUAGAUACAAACAGAAACAUUUCUUUUGGACAGCCAGUAAAGAAAUUAA